Cooperia oncophora is the source of this 588-nucleotide messenger RNA. Lineage: Eukaryota; Metazoa; Nematoda; Chromadorea; Rhabditida; Trichostrongylidae. The record is from the annotation of a GenBank genome assembly.
AUGAUGAUCAAAGGUCGUGGCAAACGGCAGGAUGCCGGCGGCCUUGCCGAUCUUGGCAUUUGCUUCGGUGAUAUUCUACCGGCUGUUCGAGAGAGAUAUCCGAAUCAAAGGAUCAAUAUAGUGAUCCGUACUGUACGAGCACCUUCCGCCAUUUUGAGUGCCGCACGUGGAGGUAUGAUUAUACUGGAUCUGGUAGCCGACGCCGACAUCUACAUCUAUGGAACUAACAAUAGAGUCGGAACGAUCACUAUAGCUGGCACGAUAGUGUUGGUAGUACAGAUACAAGGAAACCGUUUAGUGGGUACAGCAGAGAUUACAAAUCUCAAACUAACCGAUAGAGCAGGAACACUUGGCCUGCCACAAGAUGCACUCGAUAACCUCGGAAAUCUCGGCAAGGAACUCAUUCAAAAGUUACUGAGCGACACACUCCAGAAGGGCAUCGUGCUCAACCUACCACUGAACAAUCUGGGUGGCUUACCCAUCAAUAUCGUCAAUCCACAAGUACGGAUCAUUGAGCACGGUCUGCAUAUCGGCACAGACUUGACAAUCUCACCGUCAUUACUCGGUAUCGAAGCGAUCCAAUGCUGA